GGAAGUCAGUUGAAAGAGGUUGCUCGUUUUGGAAAAUAUGCGUCUGUUCGUGGCUUUGGUUUGUGUCAGCCUGGUGGCAGUGUCGUCUGCCCAGUUGUCCCUGCGCGGAAGAUUGGGACGCUCGGCCAACGUGGACUUGGCGGUGGAGCAACCCAAUUUGCUGGCUAAGGCAGCCGGCAUUGUGCCCACUGUGCUCGUGAAGAAUGCCGGCAUCGUGCCCACUGUGCUGGUGAAGAACGCAGCCGGAAUCCUACCCGCCGUCGAUGUUGCCGCCGAUGUGGAGACACCCAGCAUCCUGCCCCAAGUUUCCAACAACAUCUUGCCCUACUAUCCCAGCUACUGGCCCAACUAUGGAUCUUAUGGCUCCUAUGGAUCCUAUGGCUAUCCCGGCGGCUGGAACGGUCCAAGCUACUGGAACAACGACUACUACGACUAUGGAGCACCCUACUUGCGCAGACGUCGUCUUGUGAAGCCCGUUGUGUCCCCCACCGUGAUCGCCUCACCCUCUGCCACCUCCUCCUCCUCCUCUACCACCACCACCACCACCUCCACUGGAGCGUCUGGUGAGGAUUCCCCAGCCGUGUCCGCCGAUGUCGCUCCCGAGCAGACUGCUGCCUCUUCCGAAAAUGAGGUUGCUGAGCCCGUGUUCUCCACCCAGGUGAUCUAAGGAGCAGUCGAAAAAUAAUAAUUAAAAUUAAUAUAUUGAGCAA
Drosophila yakuba is the source of this 710-nucleotide messenger RNA. RefSeq lists its product as uncharacterized. The transcript has a single exon. Lineage: Eukaryota; Metazoa; Arthropoda; Insecta; Diptera; Drosophilidae. The record is from RefSeq and is a predicted model, not a curated record. The coding region runs from base 38 to 667 and encodes 209 amino acids.